AUGGACACAUCACAGCACAGAAUGUUGGUGGUUGUCGAUACACCACAAGCGCAGAAUAAGAAUCGCUCAUCAGUUUGUUUCCAUGUGCUGCGAGAUGAUGUGAUUCUGGGUCAAGAAAGUGCCGUGUCGGCACUAUCGACAACGGUAAACGAUGAUAGUAAAUUGUCUAGACUUUAUCAAGCUUUCAAAGUGGCCAAUAUUGAGGUUGGCAAUCGGUUCUUCGUAUUUGUCUUGUUUUUUGAACGUCACGAUAUUAUAUCAUGCUGA
Messenger RNA from Anisakis simplex (herring worm), 267 nucleotides. NCBI's taxonomy places the organism in Eukaryota, Metazoa, Nematoda, Chromadorea, Rhabditida, Anisakidae. The record is from the annotation of a GenBank genome assembly.